UUAUGUCAAAAUAAUGUAAAAAGUCGAACUCAAAAGUUUUGCGUGGGCACAAUUUAUCAAUUUACAUUCGUUCUACACAUUAAAAUUACGAAAAAUGAAUAACGCCAAAUUCCAAGAAGUGUACAGUGACCUAACGCUCUACACCACUCCAGAUAAAUUCUUCAUCGAGCCGAAAGCUGGCGAGGAAUUGAUGGUAAUAGAGCGAAAUUCCGAAAAUAUAAUAUGUUUCAAAAGCGACCACAGACAUCUGAUACCUGCAGCGAACAGCCGGAAGGAUUUCUGCGGGUUAAUAGGUAUAAUCCAACUGUUAGCUUGUCCCUACUUAGUAGUAGCAGUUCAAAGGGAAUUGGUCGGUUACAUAGCAGGUUGCGCUGUCUGGCGUCUCGCCAAAGCCGAACUAAUUCCAUACAGGAGCUGCGCGCACUUAUCGCCUGAAAAACAAGCAGACAACGAUGUCUAUUUGUCCAUGGUGUAUUCUGUACUAUCCACUCCAUUUCUAUACUUUUCGUACGACUACGAUCUAACGCAUUCCUUGCAACGCUUGCACGGUAUAAGCCCUGAUUUUUGGAAACAAUCCUUGUUCGAGCGAGCCGAUCAAAGGUUUGUCUGGAACGGAAACCUGUUAUACUCGUUCAAAGGAUUUUCGAUACACAGAUUUUGCUUGCCUCUCAUGCACGGAUUCGUUUCGAUAAAUUUCUGCGUGGUGAACGGGCAUAGUUUAAACUGGUCGAUUGUUAGUAGAAGAAGCAUUCAAAGAGCGGGAACCAGAUUGCACCGAAGAGGGUUAGAUAAAGAAGGAAACGUGGCUAAUUUCGUUGAAACCGAGCAAAUAGUCGAAUACCAAGGCGACCGGGCGAGUUUCGUGCAAAUACGAGGGAGCAUUCCCCUGUUUUGGCAACAAGAUCCCGACCUGAGAUACAAACCGCCGCCUACUCUACUCGAUGUCGAUCCGCAAGAUCAGCACUCGAUGUGUCUGAAGCACAUGAACGAUUUGAUGACUUUCUACGGAAAGAUCGUCUGCGUGAAUCUAGUGGAUCAAAAAGGAGCUGAAGGAAACAUGGAAGUCGCAUUUAAGAACGCCAUUACCAACGUAUCGUCUCCAUCGGUGAAGUACGAAUCAUUCGAUUUCCACGCCGAGUGCAGCAAAAUGCGAUGGGACAGACUGUCGAUUCUCAUCGAUCGUUUGGCGCACGAUCAAGACGAAAUGAGUUUCUUCUUAUUGCUAAGAGACGGCUCGUUGAGUUCGUUGCAAGACGGUGUAUUCAGAACGAACUGCAUCGAUUGCUUGGACCGCACGAACGUCGUGCAAAGCAUGCUGGCCCAUCGGAAUCUCGAAAGCGUGCUCAGAAAAUUGCAGAUCCUCCAUCAGAAUCAAACGUUGGAGUUCCAGUAUUCGUUCGAGGUGUUGUUCAAGAACGUUUGGGCGGACAAUGCGGAUAUAAUCAGUACCCAGUAUUCGGGUACAGGCGCUUUGAAGACGGAUUUCACGAGGACCGGGAAACGUACGCGCUACGGAUUGCUUCAGGACGGUAUGAAUUCCCUGACGAGGUACUACAAGAAUAAUUUCGCGGACGGGCUCCGGCAGGACGGCAUCGAUCUGUUUUUAGGCAACGGUAAACCCGUUUCGCCUUUGCAUAUUGAUAAGGGAUGGAAAUACGUGACUUAUCCGUCGAUUCUAUUGAUAGCUGUGGCUAUGUUCGUAGCUUGUGCUGUUACUCCCUCCGAGUACUCGACGGAUUCCUUGCUGUUUCUCUUGUUCUGGGGUUCCAUGGUCUAUGCAACUUUGCACACUAUUUUGAAGUACGGUUCGGAGUUUGUAGAUAAACCUAGGCUCACUCAUUCUUAACAAUUAAUUUACUAAAUUGUCCGGUAUUUUUCUUCCUCGAUUUCCAAAAGGGUAUAUUUUUAAUUCCGUAAUUUAAAGAUUCUUGAGACACUGUUAGAGGAGGACAAUUUUUAAUUGCAUGUAUACAGUUUGGAUUGUAACUUGUAACUAAAUGAGAAUUAAUCCUUCUGUAUAAUCAUAUUCGUAUACUGUCUAUUUAAAGAAUUAUACAUGUAUAAAUGUAUUAUUAUCGAAAUGAAUCAUUUAAGAAAAUAAAGACUCUGUGUAGGCAUCAAAAGUUUCAUAAUCUUAUUCUUCUAGUUGUAGCUAAAAAUAAUUUAAUGAGGAUAGAAGCCUAAUUACAAUUUUUUGUAUAUUUUUAUUAUAAUUGUUGGUAAAGUUAAACCUAUUGUUUUGUUUCUUAUAUAAUGCAUUGUUAGAGGCUACAACCAUUUUAUCUAGUAGAAUAGACCGGUGAAGUUACAUGUUUUUUAAAUUAUAAUUUCCUUGACUUUAUAAUAAAAUUAACCUUUAGAGGUUGCAAUAUAUGUGAUAUUUAUUAAAGUGGAGGUCGGAUUUAUUUGUUAAACGAAGGCAUAUGUGAACUUUUUUUAGUCGUUUAAAUAAAUGUUUCAAUUGUC
This is a messenger RNA of Phyllotreta striolata, 2466 nucleotides long. NCBI's taxonomy places the organism in Eukaryota, Metazoa, Arthropoda, Insecta, Coleoptera, Chrysomelidae. The record is from the annotation of a GenBank genome assembly.